AUGACUCAAGACACCAGUUCUAAGAGUGUCCAGAAGCCCAGAGCGGAGUCACCUACAACCAGCCUGCUAUCAAUGAAGAGUGAUCAGCCACCUGCUUUCAGCCAGGAACCAUUACCAGAUGACAAUAAGGAAGUGGAGAGUUUGGGCAGUGAGGAUGCAUUAAAGAUCACACACAACCUUCUGGACAGAAGAAGUCAAACUCUGCUGACAGUCCAACAAGACAUUAAGGCUAAACUGAAACACAAGUAUCAACACAUAUCUGAAGGAAUUGGACACCAUGGAAACCAAAGUCUGUUCAAGGACAUCUACACAGAGCUCUACAUCACAGAGGGUGGAAGUGGAGGGCUCAAUAAUGAACAUGAGGUUAGACAGAUAGAGAUGGCAUCCAAGAAACAAACCACACAAGAGACACCAAUCAAAUGCAACGACAUCUUCAAGCCUUUACCUGGACAAGACAAACCUAUCAGAACUGUGCUGACAAAAGGAAUCGCUGGCAUUGGAAAAACAGUCUCUGUGCAGAAGGUCAUCCUUGACUGGGCAGAGGGAAAAGCAAAUCAGGACGUUCAUUUCAUGUUUCCUCUUCCUUUCCGUGAUCUGAACCUGAAAAAGGACAGAUACAGUCUGAUGCAACUUCUUUCCCACUACUUCUCAGAGCUGAAAGAGAUUGACAGCAUUGAAGAUGGUGAAACCAAAACUGUUUUCAUUUUUGAUGGUCUGGAAGAGUGUCGACUUCCUCUAGACUUCAAAAACAAUGAGAAGUGCCGUGAUGUCACGAAGCCAUCCUCAGUGGACGUGCUGCUGACAAACCUCAUCAAGGGGAAUCUGCUUCCUUCUGCUCUCCUCUGGAUAACAACACGGCCUGCAGCAGCCAAUCAGAUCCCUCCUGAGUGUGUUGACCAGGUGACAGAGGUACGAGGGUUCAAUGAUCCACAGAAGGUGGAAUACUUCAGGAAGAAAAUCACAGAUCAGAAUCUGGCCAAUGAAAUCAUCAAACACAUGAAGACAUCAAGGAGCAUUCACAUCAUGUGCCACAUGCCAGUCUUCUGUUGGAUAUCAGCCACGGUCCUUGAGAUGAUACUGAAAGUGGCAGAGAAGGAUGAAGUCCCCAAAACUCUGACCCAGAUGUACUCACACUUCAUACUCAUCCAAAUCGUUGUGAAGAACAGGAAGUACAACAAAGCCACAGAGACAAACCCAAAGGAACUGUCUCAGUCAGACAAAGAGAUGAUCCUGAAACUGGCAAAGCUGGCUUUCCAACAGCUGCAGAAGGGCAACCUGAUCUUCUAUGAGGAGGACCUGAGAGAGUGUGGCCUUGAUGUCACAGAGGCAUCAGAGUACUCAGCAUUGUGUACAGAGAUCUUUAAAGAGGAAUCUGGGCUGUACCAAGAGAAGGUCUACAGCUUUGUGCAUCUGAGCAUUCAGGAGUUUCUAGCAGCAGUGCAUGCUUUAGAAUCAUGUCUGGACAAGAAGGACAUUUUUUCCCCUCCUAAAGCAGUCACUAGUGAUGAUGAUGAUGAUGAUGAGGAGGAUGAUGAUGAUGACGACGAAGAGGAGUCAAUCCAGUUGUCUGACUUACACAGGAGAGCAGUGGACCAGGCCUUGACGAGUGAGAAUGGACACCUGGACCUGUUCCUCCGCUUCCUUCUGGGUCUCUCACUGGAGUCCAAUCAGAAUCUGUUACGAGGCCUUCUGACACAGACAGGAAGUACAACACAGAGCAAUAAGAAAACAGUUGAGAGAACAGUCAGGUACCUUUCAGACAAGAUCAAAAGGGAAUCCUCACCAGAAAGGAUCAUCAACUUGUUCCACUGUCUGAAUGAACUUGGUGCCAACUCUCUAGUUGAAAACAUGCAGACCUCCCUGCAAUCAGGAACUCUUUCAGAAACAGAGCUAAAACCUGACCAAUGUUCAGCCCUGGCCUACCUGUUACUGAUGUCAGAGGAGGUGCUGGAGGAGUUUGACCUGAAGACAUACAACACAUCAAAGGAAGGUUGUCAGAGGUUGCUGCCGGUAGUGAAAACCUGCAGGAGAGCACGGCUUGAUCGCUGUGAACUCACAUAUAAAUCCUAUGAGACUCUGCCCUCAGCUCUGCAGACACCAAACUCCCCCCUGAGAGAACUGGACCUCAGCUACAAUGACCUGGAAGACAGAGGAGUGGAGCUGCUCUGUGUUGGACUAACCAGUCCACUCUGCAACAUACAGACACUUGUGUGA
Molecule: messenger RNA, 2214 nt
Organism: Salvelinus namaycush (lake trout)
Lineage: Eukaryota; Metazoa; Chordata; Actinopteri; Salmoniformes; Salmonidae
Product: protein NLRC3-like
Exons: 4
Coding region: 1-2214 (737 amino acids)
Source: RefSeq, a predicted model, not a curated record